Penicillium canariense is the source of this 1461-nucleotide messenger RNA. RefSeq lists its product as uncharacterized. The transcript has 4 exons. Gene Ontology annotation, cellular component: nucleus. The record is from RefSeq and is a predicted model, not a curated record. Gene Ontology annotation, molecular function: ubiquitin protein ligase activity; metal ion binding. The coding region runs from base 1 to 1461 and encodes 486 amino acids. NCBI's taxonomy places the organism in Eukaryota, Fungi, Ascomycota, Eurotiomycetes, Eurotiales, Aspergillaceae. Gene Ontology annotation, biological process: proteasome-mediated ubiquitin-dependent protein catabolic process.
AUGGCGGGUGGCGAUGGUUCACAGGCAGAGACAUUGGGGCUUGUCAACACGUUUCAAGGGCACGUAAACGAUAUUCGAACUCUCUUACAGUGUGGGAUUUGCAUCAGGCCUCUCUAUGAGCCCUUCACCCUUGCCUGCGGGCACACCUUCUGCUAUACUUGUCUGUCUCAAUGGUUCGGCGGUGGAAGAUCAAAGAGGACAUGUCCAGAUUGCCGGGCACCGGUCAAAAGCCAGCCAGCACCGGCUUAUCUGGUACGGGCGGUUGUACAGAUGUUCACGAGUCGUGCGGAGCUACUGGACAAGGGAGAAACUACGGCAGAGCACUCUGCCAACCGAAAAGCAGAAUCGGAGAAACUGGACGAAGACAAGGCAAACCCGAACCCACAAACUGGCGGUUUAUUUGGAGGGCUAUUCAAACCCAAAGCUCCUGCAUUGAAGCCCCUUGUCGAUGUGGACGACGGGGUGGUCCGUUGUCCGCUCUGCCAAUGGGAACUAGAAGACGAUGAAUGUGGAGGAUGCGGAUGGGUUUAUCGGCCGGACGAGGACAGAACCGACUACAGUGGAUCAGAUGACGAUGACUAUGAUGACGAGACCGAUUACGACUCGAUGAUUGAUGGAGAGGAGGCCGAAGACGGAUUUGGCGACAUUGAAGAGGACGACAACGUUUGGGGGACCUAUGGCCGUUAUGGCCCACCACUCUUUUUCGAUGGAGGCCAUGCUGCUAACAUCUUCGGUCCUCUGGCACACGCGUUGGGAGAGCACGCCUACCACCCGCAUCCUUGGGGGACGAUGCCUCAUCCCGUCCGUUUCGACGAUGAUAGCCAAUACGACGAAGAGGAGGAAGAUGAUUAUGAUGAAAUGGAUUCAUUCAUCGAUGAUCAACCGCUUCAGAACGGCGUGGAAUAUGACUCUGAUCAUUCCACAGUCGUCGGUAGCACUCGGCUUCCAAACCGAAAUUCCCCAACCCGAAGACAAGGUCGACCAGUUAUCGAUAUCGAAGACUCAGAUGAAGACGAGAGUGAGUCUGAGGAAGGUGAGAGUAGCUUCGUGGCUCCUAGAGAAGCUUGGGACAUAUCAUCCCCUUCUCAUGGCGGUGACACAUCGAGCAGUCCUUCAUCUCGAUACCGUGGCACUCGACCCUCUCCAGUGGGCUCUUCUCUCAUUGAUGACGAAGCGGAGGAAGACUCUGACUCCGACACCGGCUCUGACGAUGAUGAAGACGAAGAACCCCUUGUUCGUCCCAACCGCACGUUGUUUUACCAGCCGUCUGAAGUUCCCGCAUCUGAUGAUGGUAAUGGACUCACAAGUUCAAGCUCGCCCCCGAGCCGCAUGGGACCCGCCAGGCACACAGGGUCAACUGCUACCAAUGCUAUCACCAUCGCUGACUCGGAUGAGGAGCAGCCGGUCGGUCCUGUGAGACGAGCCAUGCAAAGACGGCAUGCGCGGUUCUCACCGUACUAA